Molecule: messenger RNA, 600 nt
Organism: Manihot esculenta (cassava)
Lineage: Eukaryota; Viridiplantae; Streptophyta; Magnoliopsida; Malpighiales; Euphorbiaceae
Product: DNA-directed RNA polymerase 3, chloroplastic
Exons: 1
Coding region: 1-600 (199 amino acids)
Biological process (GO): mitochondrial transcription
Cellular component (GO): mitochondrial DNA-directed RNA polymerase complex
Molecular function (GO): DNA-directed RNA polymerase activity; DNA binding
Source: RefSeq, a predicted model, not a curated record
AUGUCUACUCCACUAGUUUCUUCCUUUUCUUUCCCUCUUAUUCCCAAAUUCCCUCGUAAUCUACUCCCCUUUCACCCCGUACAAGAUGCUACUGAGGAGCAUAUCCUCGAAGACAUUGAGAAUUCCAUGAGAAAUCAUUCAAAUCUUGAAAAUUUGAUCAAACUGGAAUUACCUAGUAGCCACAAUUGCCAAAUUAUAUGUCCAGAAUCGUCUAAAAGAGUUUUUAUAGAAGAUCCUCCCUGGAUUUCUGCCCUUUUUUUCAAGGGACUGUAUAAGAUAGCUAAUCGAGAAUUGAAGGUAGAGUUCAAAGAUAUUGAGAAGAGAAAGUAUAAUUUACUUAGGCGGCGGCAAAUUAGACAAGAGCCUGAGGCGUGGGAGAGAAUGGCGGAAGAAUAUAGGAGUUUAGUGAGGGAAAUGUGCGAGAGGAAGUUGGCACCAAAUUUGCCAUAUGUCAAGGGACUGUUUUUGGGGUGGUUUGAGCCCUUGAAAGAGGCUAUAAAGAAGAAGCAGAAUCUGCAGAGGUCGAAGAAACAGAAGGUGGCAUUUGCUCCCCAUAUUGAGUUGAAAAUGAGAAAAAAAAAGAGAAUCAACAAUGGCUGA